Brienomyrus brachyistius is the source of this 1985-nucleotide messenger RNA. Its product is annotated as olfactory receptor 1M1-like. The record is from RefSeq and is a predicted model, not a curated record. Gene Ontology annotation, cellular component: membrane. The coding region runs from base 98 to 1156 and encodes 352 amino acids. Gene Ontology annotation, biological process: G protein-coupled receptor signaling pathway. Lineage: Eukaryota; Metazoa; Chordata; Actinopteri; Osteoglossiformes; Mormyridae. Gene Ontology annotation, molecular function: G protein-coupled receptor activity; olfactory receptor activity. The transcript is spliced from 3 exons.
AUCAAACAGCCAUACAGAGGAGGACAUGGUGAUACUAUGUAAUCUGGCAGAGAUUAAUGCAUCAGGCAAUUAGAACGGGAUCCUACAGGCCGAUAAUAUGAUGAGACAAAAGCCAGCAUUUAUCCUGAUAGUACAGCACUGUGGGUCUUCACAGAAAGGCAGACCCAGACGUUCAGUUAGAAGGAAGCACCGUGUCUGUGAACGACACGUCAAGGUGGCUCAGAUGGAGAACUCCUCCAGUGAACUUGUUUUUGUGCUCCAUGGCUUGAAUGAGACUAAAACAAAGAGACAGAUAUUUUUUGCCAUUUCUCUUCUUGUCUACGUUUUCACCAUUUUUGUGAAUUUAACUCUGAUUUUGAUCAUUUUACUGGAGAAGAUUCUCCAUGAGCCCAUGUUCAUCUUCCUCUGUAAUCUGUGUCUAAAUGGAAUCUGUGGCUCUACGAGUUUCUAUCCAAAGCUACUGAUUGACCUUCUGUCAGACUCUCAUGUGAUCUCAUACACUGCAUGUAUAAUUCAGAUAUUUGGAAUCAGCAUAUAUCUUGUCUGUGAAAUAACUAAUUUAACAGUAAUGGCUUAUGACAGGUAUGUUGCGAUAUGCAAACCAUUGGAGUAUCACUCUAUUAUGACGCUUCAGAGGGUGAGAAUGUUGCUCCAGAUGAUGUGGUUCUUAUCUUUCUUUGAGAUAAUUGUCUGGGUUAUGUUGGCAGUCAGGCUCCCCUUGUGUGGAUCCAGAAUUGAGAAGCUUUAUUGUUUUACCUGGGAUGUGCUGAAGCUGUCAUGUAUAGAUACCACCUUAAACAACUUAUACAGCUAUUGUUGUUUGUUUUUUCAUACAUUUCAAUUCCUGCUACUUAUAACCUCCUAUAUCCAAAUCACCAGGAUAUGUAUAAAAUCUCAGAUAGAACGUAGUAAGUUCAUGGAGACCUGCCUGCCCCAUCUCAUCACUUUCGGUACCUUCGCCAUUUCGCUUUUAUUUGAUGUUGUAUCAGCACAUUUCGGCUCAGACGCCUCCCUGCAGGCUCUCAGAAACAGCCUUUCUAUAAUGUACCUCAUUGUUCCUCCAAUCCUGAACCCUCUCAUUUAUGGUCUGAAACUGAAGCAGCUUCGUAGGAUUGUGUGGAGAAGGUUCAACAGCAGAAUUACUGCACUGAAAUAACCAAGGGUGGAAUGAAGGUUCAGGGGGGGUCACACACUCGACUCACACUUCCAUGACUGGGGAUUAGAAUCUCUGUUAUCUGCUCUUUGUGGGUGGAGUUUGAAUUGUCUCCCUGUGUUGUGUGGUUUCCUCCCACGAUCCAAAACAUGCCCUCAGGGUAACUGGUGCCUGUAAAUUACCUAAAGAUUAUAAGCCUGUGCAUGAAUGUUCCCUGUGAGGGACGAGUGUCUUAUCUUGGAUGCACCCCUGCCUUGUACCCUAUGCUACAUAAGACAGGCUCCUGGUUUCCCCCCUGUGACCCUGAACAGAAUACAUGGUUAGAUAACAUAACCAACAGUUUUUUUCCUGCUUGAUGAUUUCGCUGUAUGGGGUUGCUAUGACACCAUUAGCUUAGGUUAGGUUUUGCUAGAAAAUUAAAGGCUAGAUAUUUCACACUGUCCCAGUGCACAGCACCAAUAUGAACAGCAGGUGAGAUUUUAAGGGCCAGAAAUCAGUGUAAAAUGUGGCACGAUGUCGUGCCUAUAAUAUACAUUUCAGAUUGCAUAUACCUUUUGUAUGUGUUAGAUGAACUAAAAAAAAAUCACUGUACAAAAAACUAAAUCUUUAAAUAUAAUUUACCAGAUGUAGAAAAUAAAACUUUUUCAUAUUUUAUUCCCUAAGCAUAUUCUAAUUUUCUUAACUAUGCCAAACAACACUUACGUUACAAGUUUUGGACAGAGGGGCAUCAGCUGGUGAGUCAAGGUCAGGACCUAUGAAAAUGCUGCAGUGUAACACCCUAUAAGAGCAUGAUUAUCUGUCUUUGCAUCACUGAUCUGCUGGCCACUAGGAG